CCUGUAUCUCUUGUUCUUUUUCACUCUGGAGUGAGAGCAGAGGCACUCCAUCGAGGCUUCAGGGUGCCAAGGAACGCGCCAGCAUGCGCAGGCGUACUAGAGCCAAAUGACGCCCACUUUUCCCCUUUACCGUUUCCCUGUUGCGUGAAAGAAAGAGAGAAAAAGAGUCUCCUUCCCCCUCCCCUCCGUGCUCCGUCUGUCGUCUUCUACCUCGGGGCGGGCGCUGGGGUAGGGCGCACGCGCAGAAAGCGGGCAGGCGCGAGUGCGCGCCGAGUCCCCUGACAGGAGCCGCGAGUAAGAAGAUCGAGGCGGAGACCUAAAGGAAAGAGACUUUGUAAGGCGGGGCGGGCGCCGCCUUAAACCGCCAUGGGGCCCUGAGGCCAAAGGAGUUGCCGGGAGGAGAGUGAGUGACAGAAAGAGAGAGAGAGAGAGAGAGAAAGAGAGAGAGAGAGAGAGAGAGAGAGGGGCGGCAUGGAGAACCAGGGAGCCGGCGUUGGCGGAGAGGAACCGCCAGGCAAGAUGAACCCUAAGCGGGGCGGUGUCGCAGGCGGCGGCAGCGGGCGCGUCGCUGAGGAUGAGAAUAAGAAUAAGCCUAAAUUGAAUCUUCAGAUAAAAACUUUGGCAGAUGAUGUGCGUGACAGGAUAACCAGUUUUAGGAAAUCAGGUGUGAAAAAGGAAAAACUUCUAAUUCAGCACCCAAUUGACUCGCAGGCAACUAUAAAUGAAUUGCCAGUGGCUCAACCACUCUUUGAUGAACGUUCAAUGAAUUUAUCCGAAAAAGAAGUUAUGGAUCUGUUUGAAAAAAUGAUGGAAGACAUGAACCUGAAUGAAGAACGGAAAGCUCCUUUACGGAAUAAGGACUUGACCACAAAGCGUGAGAUGGUUGUCCAGUACAUUUCUGCAACUGCCAAAUCUAUUAUUGGAAAUAAAGUUCCGGGAGGCCUGAAAAAUAGUAAACAUGAGUGUACUCUGUCAUCUCAAGAAUAUGUCCAUGAACUACGGUCUGGUAUCUCAGAGGAAAAACUUCUCAACUGCUUAGAGUCCCUGAGAGUGUCUCUAACAAGCAAUCCAGUCAGCUGGGUUAACAAUUUUGGACAUGAAGGGCUUGGGCUUCUGUUGGAUGCUCUUGAAAAGCUUCUGGACAAGAGACAGCAAGAAAAUAUUGACAAGAAGAAUCAGCAUAAGCUUAUACAGUGCCUCAAAGCAUUUAUGAAUAAUAAGUAUGGAUUGGAAAGAAUCCUAGGAGAUGAACGGAGCCUUCUUUUACUUGCCAGAGCAAUUGAUCCAAAGCAACCGAAUAUGAUGACUGAAACAGUAAAAAUACUUUCUGCCAUUUGUAUUGUUGGAGAAGAAAAUGUCCUUGACAAAAUUUUAGGAGCCAUAACAAUUGCAGCUGAGAGAAAUAAUGGAGAACGGUUCUCAAACAUUGUGGAGGGGCUUGAGAAUCAUGAAUCCUUGCAAUUACAGGCAGCCUGCAUGCAGUUCAUAAAUGCCCUUGUCACUUCUCCUGAAGAUCUUGAUUUUAGGAUACACUUGAGAAACGAAUUCCUGCGCUGUGGGCUAAAGAAAAUAUUGCCAGAUCUAAAAGAGAAGGAAAAUGAAGAACUUGAUAUUCAGUUGAAAGUGUUUGAUGAAAACAAAGAAGAAGACUUCAUUGAAUUGUCUCACCGCCUCAGUGACAUCAGAGUGGAAAUGGAUGAUGUGAAUGAGGUCUACCACCUGUUGUACAACAUGUUGAGAGAAACAGCAUCUGAAAACUAUUUCCUAUCCAUUUUACAACAUUUUCUACUUAUCAGGAAUGAUUAUUAUGUCCGCCCUCAGUAUUACAAGAUAAUAGAAGAAUGUGUUUCACAGAUAGUAUUGCACUGUAGUGGUAUGGAUCCUGACUUCAAAUGUAGAGGAAGGUUGGAUGUAGAUUUCACUCACCUUGUAGAUAACUGUGUGGACAAAACAAAAGUAGAAGAAAGUGAGCAAAAAGCUGCAGAAUUUUCCAAAAAGUUUGAUGAAGAGUUCACAGCUCGACAGGAGGCACAAACGGAGCUUCAGAAAAGAGAAGAGAAAAUCAAAGAACUUGAAACUGAAAUCCAGCAGCUACGAACCCAGGCUCCUGCAUCUUCAUGUAGCUUACCUCCUCCAGGGGUGCCGCCACCACCACCACCACCUCCUCCUCUUCCAGGUGGUGCAGUCUCUGCUGCUGCUGCUGUUUCUCCUCCACCUCCACCACCAUUACCUGGUGGUAUUCCACCUCCUCCACCUCCUCCUUUGCCUGGAGGGUCUAUACCACCUCCACCUAUGUUUGGAGGUCCACCACCACCACCCCCUUUUGGUGGCUUUCCUUCUCUACAAGCUGCACCAGCACUGCCUUUUGGAAUGAAGCCCAAGAAAAAAUACAACCCUGAAGUGUCUAUGAAGAGAAUAAACUGGGCAAAGGUUGAACCACAGGAAAUAUCAGAAAAUUGUUUUUGGAUAAAAGCUAAAGAAGAAAAACUUGAAAAUCCAGAUUUGUUUGCAAAGCUGGCUCUCACUUUUGCUACACACAUGAAGGCAGUUAAAAAGGCGGUCGAGGACACCGAAGAAAAGAAGUUGGUUUUGCCUAAGAAGAGAGUUAAAGAGCUACGGAUAUUGGAUGGGAAGACUGCUCAGAAUUUGUCUAUUUUCCUGGGAUCCUUCCGCAUGUCGUAUGAGGAAAUAAAAUCUAUUAUUUUAGAAGUAGAUGAAGAAAAACUGAGUGAACCACUGAUUCAGAAUUUGGUAAAGAACCUCCCUGAACAGAAGGAGCUCAGUGCCUUAGCUGAGUUAAAGAAUGAAUACAAUGAUCUCUGCGAGCCAGAACAGUUUGGAGUUGUGAUGAGCUCAGUGAAAAUGUUACGGCCUCGCCUCAAUGGCAUCCUUUUCAAGCUUACAUUUGAAGAGCACAUAAACAAUAUCAAGCCUGGCAUCAUGGCAGUAACGAUAGCCUGUGAGGAACUGAAGAAGAGUGAAAGCUUUAGCAGGCUGUUGGAACUUGUCCUACUGAUUGGAAACUACAUGAAUUCAGGAUCAAGAAAUGCCCAAUCAUUAGGCUUUAACAUUAGCUUUCUUUGCAAGAUUAGAGAUACUAAAUCCUCUGAUCAAAAAACAACACUGUUGCAUUUUCUGGCUGAAAUUUGUGAAGAGAGUUAUCGCAACAUCAUAAAAUUCCCAGAUGAACUUGAACAUGUGGAAAGCGCAAGCAAAGUUUCAGCUCAAAGUCUUAAAAGCAACCUGGACUCCAUGGAACAUCAAAUACAACGUUUGGAAAAUGAUAUUAAGAAGUUCCCUAAAAUAGAAGAUCCACAUGAUAGAUUUGUUGAGAAGAUGAUCAGCUUUGCUAAGAGUGCUAGAGAGCAGUAUGAAAAGUUAUCUAACAUGCACAAUAACAUGACCAAGUUGUACGAGAAUUUGGGGGAAUACUUCUCUUUCAAUCCCAAAGCUGUGAGCGCUGAGGAAUUCUUUGGUGAUAUAAGUGCAUUCCGAACUCUGUUCUUGGAGGCACUAAAGGAAAAUAACAAGAGGAGAGAGAUGGAGGAGAAGACUAAGAGAGCCAUACUGGCAAAGGAGAAAGCAGAACGUGAGAAACUGGAGCGGAAGCAGAAGAAGCAGCAACUGAUUGACAUGAAUAAAGAGGGCAACGAGACAGGAGUGAUGGAUAAUCUACUUGAGGCACUGCAAUCUGGGGCAGCAUUCAGGGAUCGCAGGAAACGAAUGCCAAGAACUCAGGACAACAGACGAGUAAAUUUGGAAAGGUCACGUUCCCGCCACAAUGGAAGUAUCACAGCAGUAUGAACCCCUCCCAAUGCCAAAGAACUGGAAAAGUGUUUUAUUUACUUUAAAUGGAGAUGUGGUGAAAAAGAGCUAAAUGUGGGAAGAACAACAUUGAAGAGAAAUGAACUUUAAAUGAAUUCCAGAGAAUAACAACCAGAAGAAUAAAUACAUAUUUUUACAAAAGCUAUUGUGCAAAAAGAAAAAUAAUCAACUUAUUACUAAUGCAAUUCUCAAGAACUGUAAGCCGUGCUAAAACAUAAGGUUCUGUCUCUUCUUCUUUAGUAUUACUUGGAGGUGUUAAGCUGGCAACUAGAGCCAGAGUCUACUGUGUUUUUAUGCAGUUCCCAUUAAUUUCAGGGAGGGUGCACAGUAGAUUGUGCCCAAGUGGGGGGAAUGGUGUCUAUGAAUGAAGAUGGAUAAUAUAUACAUUUGCUUUUAAAAUGAGCAGCAUCAAAAGAUCAGGUCAAUGAAAAAGGAGAGGAGACCAUUUGUAGUUGUUAUUUUGACAUGAAAGGAAAAAGUUAAAUUUGCAUAUUAAUGAAUUCAUAUAUCAGUUGAUGUGGCAUACAUCAUAAGAGACCCUUUUUUGUAAGCCUGAGAAAGCACUGUAUAGCCCCCAUCAAUUUCUUUAGAAUCUUAUCUCUCAAGUUUUAAGCAUGAUGGAUUCAGCUAUUUUGGUUGCAGUUAAACUUUAUCACAAAUCUACAGCCUCAGUGUUAGAAAGAUAUAUAGCUUAUCACUAGUUAAAAAAAGUUUUAAAGAAUGAGAACAUAGGAUUGUACCAAAGUUAAACAAUAUCAUUUGCAGAACUUGUUUUUAACUAUAUUUAAAGAUGUAUUUUCUAAUUAUGCAUUAUAUAAACUGUAUACAGAUAUUUUCAGGAAAAUUUCUUAUCUAUUUUGAUGGUUCUAAAAUUCCUUUGCCUUUGUUUAAGUUUUCAGAGACAUAAUCUACGAAUAUGAAGAAAAUUAGAAUUAGAUUCUCAAAAUACAUAAAAGUCCAUGGUCGAGAUGAGAUGACCCAGUCAGUGAGCUAAAAUAGUAGGAGGGGGAAGAGGGAGACACAAUCUCCUUUGGGGCAUUUUGACCCAUAUCACUUACUUAUUAGCCCAAAAGCCUUCAGCUGAGUAUGCUACAUAUUUACUAAUGCACUUGGGUGCUUCUUGGGAUCAAACACCCUUUCUUUACUGCCAGCAGUUCGAGAGAGACACUUUGAUGUGCAAAAUACCUUACAAAAAUUCAUCCCACCAGUGAGUUUAUAGGAGCCAUGUUAGUGAGGCACUAAGUAGCUGGUGGAGACUGUUGAAUGCUCUGCACCAAAAGAUUCUAUAGGAGGGAGGCAUGUCAGGAAGAAAGUCAGCCUGGACUAUGAUAUGCAGCAAGGGUCAUAAUCCUCAUGGCAGCCUUUUUUAAGAAAAGUUGUUUUCAUUGUCAUUUUCAAUUAAUAGUAUUUCUGUGUCUCUCAAUGAAAUCAUAUCACAGGCAACCCACAUUUUCCCAGCCUGAGAGAGAGAGUAUUAUUAAUUACAUUGUAUCCCAUUCUUACUCCAAGGGGUGAAGGACAGUACUCAAUGGGACAGCCCCAUGUGGUAGGGUCAACAGAAAGGGUGCCUUGCUCAGAAUUGCCCAGUGAACUUUGAAGCCAAACAAGGAUCUCAGACUAGAUCUUCCUCAUCUGACAUUCUUGCAAUGAUACAUUCUUUCUAAUUCAAUGUCUUUUUUAUUUGUGAGGUUGUCUAAAUUCAGUGUUAUAUAUAGAAGGGAUGUAAUCUUCUGCAUUUAUUCUAUUUAAAAUGUCCCAGCCACAGUAUUCCUACUGUGUUUUCAGUAAGCAGUGGUGUAUACUGCUUUUUUUAAAAAGGAGUUAUCUACAAAUUAUUGUAUUUAACCAGAGAGUAGCUUGUAUUAUAAUGGAAUUAUCAAUCCCUUUCUGUUCAUGCUGUGUUCUAUUUUCUGUGCACUACCUGUGGGUCCAAAAGAAUAGAACCAACCUGAUUAGAUAGGCAGCAGCAGCAUUUGAGUUCAGAGUCUACAUCCUGCAGCUAUUUAAGGCCCAUAUUUCUGAGUCUUGGCUAUUUACAAGUUUGAAUUCAUGUAAAGAAAAGGCCUUGUAGAAAAGUUGGGAAAAAACCACAUUGAUUUCAAAGAGCAAGGUUUAAGACUUGUUUCAUUUGUUUAGUAUAGGAAUAUGAUGCCAAUCCACCAAGCUAUAUGCUUGACAUAUUACUACAGAUCAAGGAUGGAGAAUCUGUGGUCCUCCAGAGGUUGCUGGACUGCAACUCCCAUAAUCCCUGACCAUUGCCCAUGCUGGCUGGGACUGAUGGAAGUCCCAACAACAUCUGGAGAGCCACAGGUUCCCUAUCCCUGCUAGAGAUCUUUCUAACAAACAGAUGGUUUUACUAGAAGAACAAACAUUUUGCUGUUACCUUCCACUCUAAAAAUUUAUUAGUAGGCAUAAGGUGAAAAGUAGCUUUUUAAAUUACCAGUCUACUCUACAUUUUCUGCCUCACAUAAUUAGUCAAAAUGUGAUUAAUACAUAAAGCUGAAAUGGUAAGCCAUUUGGAUGGGCAAAGUGUAUAUUUUCUAAUGUAUAGUAUUUUGCAACAAUGUAUUGAAACUGAGAGAUGUCAUAAGUAAUUUGCUAGAAUUUAAAAGCCACAAUUUUAAGUGAUUAUUAGAGCAUCCGGGAAUUUAACUUUCUUAGCAUAUUACAGUAAUUUUUUUUACAGCAACAUUCAUUAUUAUGACUGUAGCAGUUUUCAUUUUCGACAUUAUGCUUUUGAGCAGCCUAGUAAUUGGCAACUGGAGAUUUUAAAGAACCAAAUUCUGACAAAGAGCAAGUUCAAAAAUAUGUUCUGAUGCUUCGGUUUUACCAGCCCAAUCAUUUUUUUCCACAUUUGGAACAUUUUAUGUAAUUUAAUGGACAUGUAUCUUUUUUUAAAAAAAAUGGGUAUGUUGUAAAUACAGGAUCGUUGUAUUGAAAAGGUCAAAAUAAUAUUUUCUGAAUUUUAUGUUUGGUCACUGAGUCUUUUGAUAGCUUUUUCUUCUGUUUGAAAAUGCAGAUUUAAAAACAAAAAAACUUGCUUUUGGGAUUGGCAUGAUUCCCACUCUUGUUACAUGUUUACCUGGUGACCUAUUAAAAGCAUAGUCUGGAGGUCAUAGCACCUUUUUCUGAAAAGCAUUUGCCUUAUUUUCUAAUAUUAAGGGGAGAAAUUACUGAAGAAAUAUAUAUCCAAAUAUAUAUUCAUAGGAAGCCUUCUACCAACCCCCCCCCCUUGUAAGCACAGGGAGUUGGGGCUUGGUGGAUAGGCCUCAUGUUAUUCAUGGAAAGUAAAUCACUGGAGCUUUUUUGCAACCACUGAAAUACAACUUAGAAAUUUAGCGCUCAUAUAUUUUAACAGGAAAUGUAGUUCAAAUGUAGCUGAAUAUUAGCAUCUAUUAAUACAUACAAUUUAAAAACUAAAUGAAUUGGAUUGGUUCCUAAUUUGCCCUUCUGUGAAUGGAAAGGCAUCUUCAGUUUGCGGAUGGAACCAGGAUCCAGCAGAGGAUUCUCACUGGGAAGGGAGCGGGCAACAGUUUUUGGCGAUUCCCUCUGCAGCCCCAUGCGACACCUCCCAUGCUAUUCUGGUGGGUCCUCCAAUCCUCGGAAGCAGCUUCAAAGGAAGAUGCAGAGGAAGCAAGGAAUCUGCUAACACUGCUGUUUUGCAACCUUAGCCCAGCACAAGUGGAACUCUGCUGAUCACAACUCUGGAUCCAACCCGGUGUUCUGAGUGCUUUGCUGUUUACAUUUCUCAAAAAGCAAAAGGAUGUACAGUUCCUCCUGUCAUCAUUGAACUGUCUUUUCCAUACUGAGGAGUGUCAUCUUAAAUAUUUACAUCCUUUAAUCAGUGUACCAGGUUGGAACAAACCCUUGCCAAAAAUAAAAGCCCUUUUAGGCAAAGCUACUUAUUUGAAAAUAAAACCACUAUGAAGAAUUUCUAAAAAAGACACAUUAAACUGCAUGUUCUCAAACCUGUGUGUGUGUGUGUGUUUAGUUUUUGUUUUUUAAUGUAAGCCAUGGUGAGUGACGCUUUCUUGUUCUACUGACCACUAUUUACCAACUUAUGACAAAUAUGCAUAAAUGUUACAUAAUUAAAUGUUUAGCCUUUACAUGUGCAUAUAUGUGUAUGUACUACCUCAGAACGCAGUGUAGAUACAGAUUCCUUCCUCCUCCCACCACAAAAUCUAGCUCUGUGAAAACAUAGGCCACACUAGACUAGAUAUUGGCAUUCUGUGAUUUGUCCAUUAGUUAACGUAUGGGUACACACGUUUGUCCUAAUGGGAUAAAGAGCAGCUCAGGGACUGUGGUCCUGAUCCAUUUUGGGUUCUCAUCCAUGGCUGUUUUUAAGAGAUAGGAGAUUCAAUCAUGACUCUCCAAUGUAUCAGGUGCUUAAAUUUGAUUUGAGUUUGAUCAUUGGUUCCCAAGAAUCUGAGCUUUAGUAGAAAUGUGUAGGUGCCCUUUUGAAGAACAAAUAAGGUAAUUGCAGGUAAUAACACACUAUUAAGCAGUUAUGGCUGGAGCGCAUUGGGACUGGCGUAGAAGGCAAAAAAGCAACAGGUGGAGGUAGAGCCACUGGCAGGCAGAGUCAAAUUAAUUCUAGUUUUGUCCCCAUCUUUCCUGCAAAGUUCUACAAGGGCAACACUGAGACUAAGAAGAAGAAAACCUACAGGUAGUGCAACCUCCUGAACAUGUUGCAAGUAGGAAAUUGUUUAGGUGGGGGCUGGCUGACAGCAGACUGAGGUUGGUGGGGCACUGCCCCAUUUGCCCUAAUGGACCAGUUAGCUUACCUUCUGUUAAGGUAAAGCUCAUUCUCGAGUCAAUUAUCCCACCAUUCUCGCAUUGGGCAGCUCUUGCCUCUCUUCUAUUCCAUGCUUGAUGCUAUGAGAAGGAACAGAUAGGGCAGAAGGGUAAAACCAUAACUAACUUUAGGGUGAGACAUGCAGGAAGGCCCAUAGUCUUCUAGGCUCAUGUGAACAUGUUCAGAUUAAACCUGUGGCAGACCAUAUUAAUACCUUUGCCCUAAUAAAGUGCUGUUAAAAGUGUUAGCAUGGUCUUGCAGAUUAGUGAAAAAAACAUACCAAUCAACCCAUUUGCAUGUAUUCAUAGCCAUAGCUGUUACAGCUUGGCUGUUAGAACUCAAUAGGUUUGUUUCCCUAACUCUAAAGGCCUUGUUUCAGUUCUCCUAGUUAAAAAAUAGGGGGGGGGAUUUGGUGAUCAUGUAAUAGUAUGCAUGUAAAAGUUCUAAUGGGUGCAGUGAGGGAUUUUUUUUACAAACUUGUACUUUAAAUAAAAUGUUAUAUUAAUAUCCACAUAAUUCUGGCGAGUUGAAAUCAAUAACAGCAGAAAUGCUAUCCCUUUGUGGCAUUCAUUAGAGAGAGAGAAAAGGUACCCACGACACUGAUUUCCAUGCCUUAAGCAAGAACCUGCCUAAUUUGUAGUUUGAUCCAAGCACCUUUGUGUAGCUGAAAUGUAUAGUAUGUCAACACUUGUCAAGAAUUAGCUAUUUAACAAAAGAAACUGUCCUUACUUUCUUUAAAAAAAGAAAAAGUAUAUAGAUUCAAAUAAAUAUAUAGCAUGAAAUAGUCACUCUUAUAACAUACUACUGGCACUUGUAAAAGUAAAAACAAAACUUUACAACUGUAUCUCCCACUCUUAUCCUCCUUUCCCUUGUAGCGCUGGUACCUAGACACGUAGCAGCAUAUAGAGAAAAUCACUAUCUUAUUCCAGAUUUUUCUGUACAUACACUAACUACUACUACCAUUUAUAAUAGCACUUCAUGGCAUGAAUGCCUCAGUGAUUGUACGGAAGUGUGCUGAGACAUGUGGUCUUGGAAAUGUGUACUUUAUAUAGUAUAUAUGCAUCAGUUGUUUAUACAGACAGGUGUUAAUCACACUACUGCUGUGUGUUCUACUGCUUUCAAAUGUGCCCAUAAAGACUAUGGCCACUUCCGCACCAUACUUUUAAAGCACUAUUAUACCACUCUAACAAUAAUGGCUUCCCUCCAAGAAUCCUGGGAUCUUUAGCUUGUCAAGUGGGCUGAAAGUAGUUAGAAGACCCCUAUUCCCCUGAUACAGCUUCAGUUCCCAGAGUUUCCCGGGAACAGGGAUUGGUUGUUAAACAAUUCUGAGAACUGUAGCUCUGUGAGGGGAAUAGGGAUCUCCUAACAACUUUCAGCACCAUUCACAAACUAAAUUCCCAGGAUUCUUUGGGGAAAGCCAUGAUUGUUAAAGCAGUGUAAUAGUGCUUUAAUGUGUGGUGCGGGUGUGGCGUAUGACGCUAUAAGAGUGUACUAUCAGAAGCAUUUACAAGAUGUUCCCCAGGUCUGUUUCCUGUUGUUCCCAGAAGUUGUGGACUUAACCUCACUUUCAAGCAAGAAAGCAUAGUGGGUUAUCCACCACUGUAGAAGGCAAAGGCAAAAUGUGCUGGGGAGCUCCAUGUAACUCUCCUCCCUUUCUUGUCUCAUUUUGAAGAGGGCUGCUUAAACAUUGCAUGGAUGUCUGAAAGCAUUGAUAGUCUUCUGAGAUACCUGAUGUUCUCCAGGUCUAAAUAAACACUCUAUAUAAGGAAAGAAAAUUUCCACUACUGCUUUUUCAAAGAUACCAUAAAAUACAAUUCUCUCUGACCUGAUUGUCUUAAUUCCAGCUCCAGCCACCUAUCAGAUAUAUAAGUUGCAAUUGAAUGCAAAAUUGUCUUGGAUCCCCCUUAUUUCAAUGCAGGUUAGCAACAUAAUUCUGAGUUGUAUGAUAGCAUUAAAUAUGUUAGAUAUCAAAAGUACAUUGCAAUUGUUAUGCACCAAAAUGUUUUAAUUUUUUUCUGUAUGAUACCAACAUUCCCUACUUGCAAAUUAAAACUUUGUGUGUGUGUGUGAUUUCAGAAUUUGGUCAUCAAGUGACCCUUUUGUUGUUUUUAAACUGUUUUUGCUUUGAACUUUUUUGUGUAGCUGUUUAAUACCUCUGGAAGAAACAUCACUUUGAAGUACCUCUGUGCUAUGAAGUUCUUUGGGUUUUUAUGGAGGGUGGGGUGGGUUUUUGCUUUUUACUCUGAAGUAUCAAAUUUAUUUGUUUGAAAUGGGCAGGGGGAAUGCCUUCUGUAAUGGCUAAUUUUUUUAAAAAAUAAUCAGAUUAUAUUCUUUUUAAACUGUCAAGCCUGGUGGUACAAGUUUAAAAUGUAACAAUAUAA
Rhineura floridana is the source of this 11001-nucleotide messenger RNA. RefSeq names its product diaphanous related formin 2 (gene DIAPH2). Gene Ontology annotation, biological process: actin cytoskeleton organization; actin filament polymerization. NCBI's taxonomy places the organism in Eukaryota, Metazoa, Chordata, Lepidosauria, Squamata, Rhineuridae. The transcript has 28 exons. Gene Ontology annotation, molecular function: small GTPase binding; actin binding; microtubule binding. Bases 472 to 3804 code for a protein of 1110 amino acids. The record is from RefSeq and is a predicted model, not a curated record. Gene Ontology annotation, cellular component: cytoplasm; actin filament.